ACUGAAUUCCUAAGUUUAUCACACUCAAGUUAAUUGCCCUUUAUCAAAUUCAACAAACUAAGUUAACAUGGCCGACGAAGAAGUUCAAGCCCUUGUUGUUGACAAUGGAUCAGGGAUGUGCAAAGCUGGAUUCGCUGGUGAUGACGCACCAAGAGCAGUGUUCCCCUCCAUCGUUGGACGACCUCGACAUCAAGUAAGCAUAGUCAUAACAUUCAUUCAACAAAUCAAUUUCUCAUUUUAUUGUAUUAAUCUAUUAUCAUAUUACAGUCAUAUUAUCAUUUUAAGUUGAUAGGAUUGUAUUUAGCAAUGUCUCGGUUAGAAUAGUUGUGAUACCUACAACACAGUGAUAAGAUAUCGAGAUAUCCAUCCGUGUUACUUCACUGUGAAACACUUAUCACAAUCACUCUAAUCAUACAUUGUUGUUGUUAUUGUUGUUGUUGUUGUUGUUGUUGUUGUUGUUGGUAUAUGCCAACUGUAUUCGACAAUGAAAUAUAAUUUGAAGCUUGAUUUGAAUGCUUAUUUCUCUCUGUUUCUCUCUCUAUCUGUCCUUAUAUCUCAGGGUGUGAUGGUCGGUAUGGGUCAAAAAGACAGCUACGUUGGUGACGAAGCACAAUCGAAACGUGGUAUUCUCACACUGAAAUACCCAAUCGAACACGGCAUUGUGACGAACUGGGAUGACAUGGAGAAGAUCUGGCAUCACACAUUCUACAAUGAAUUGCGUGUGGCUCCAGAAGAACACCCGGUCCUGUUGACCGAGGCUCCAUUGAAUCCGAAAGCCAAUCGUGAGAAGAUGACCCAAAUCAUGUUUGAGACAUUCAACACACCAGCCAUGUACGUGGGCAUUCAAGCUGUACUGUCACUGUACGCAUCGGGUCGUACAACUGGUAUUGUGUUGGACUCUGGUGAUGGUGUGACACACACUGUUCCGAUCUACGAAGGUUAUGCCCUACCACAUGCUAUCCUGCGUCUGGAUCUGGCUGGUCGUGACUUGACUGACUACUUGAUGAAGAUUUUGACGGAACGUGGUUACAGCUUCACGACCACAGCCGAGCGAGAAAUCGUGCGUGACAUCAAGGAGAAACUGUGCUAUGUGGCUCUUGACUUUGAACAGGAGAUGGCCACUGCCGCGUCCAGCUCAUCUCUGGAGAAGAGUUACGAACUGCCUGAUGGUCAGGUGAUCACGAUCGGUAACGAACGAUUCCGUUGUCCUGAGGCGUUGUUCCAACCAAGUUUCUUGGGUAUGGAAUCUGCUGGUGUUCAUGAGACCACAUUCAACUCAAUAAUGAAGUGUGAUGUGGACAUCCGUAAAGAUCUGUACGCGAACACUGUGUUGUCAGGUGGUACGACAAUGUUCCCAGGUAUUGCUGAUCGUAUGCAGAAAGAGAUCACUGCAUUGGCGCCGAGCACAAUGAAGAUCAAGAUAGUUGCUCCACCUGAGCGAAAAUAUUCCGUUUGGAUUGGUGGUUCUAUUUUGGCCUCAUUGUCUACGUUCCAACAGAUGUGGAUUUCCAAACAAGAAUAUGAUGAAUCUGGUCCUGGUAUUGUUCACCGUAAAUGCUUCUAAAACUAUUUACUAAAAGUGCUUAUCCAAUUAAUUAUAUUCUUGUCAUGUCUAUUAUUAUUAUUAUGAGGAUAUUUCUGUGCUGAAUUAUCUAGUCAACUAAAACAAUUUUCUUCCAUAUUUCACCUAUUUGUCUAACUAGUCCUAUACAUGACAUCAACAACAAACCAAGUUCAUUUAUUUAUUAUUACCAAGAAUAUGAAUUAAUAAAUAUACCCAACCUAAUCUUACCUUCCAAUUUUUUUCUUCUUUGUUUCUCUCUGAAGAUCUACAUCUUUACUCCAUUUGUUUUCAAGCCUAAAAUAAGAAACAAGAAUAGGUGGUUUUGUUUUUCUCUUUUUUUUGUUGAAAAAAAGGAAGAUAAUCUUAGCUACUAAUAAUAAAUGCAAAUAUUUACU
This is a messenger RNA of Schistosoma guineensis, 1959 nucleotides long. NCBI's taxonomy places the organism in Eukaryota, Metazoa, Platyhelminthes, Trematoda, Strigeidida, Schistosomatidae. The record is from the annotation of a GenBank genome assembly.